AUGUCUGAAUCUACCGCAGUUACUGGAGUUUCAUAUGAUGAGGAUAUUAAUUGGAUUGAAGAAGCUAUCGGUAAAAGACAUAUUAAAUAUUACGAAUUUGAAAAUUUUAACAAUAUUAAAGAAAUUGGUUCGGGAAGCUUCGGAAAAGUUUAUCGUGCGAACUGGAAAAAUUAUCAUAAUUUUUUAGCUUUGAAAUCCUUUUUUAAUUUAAACGAUGUAACAAUUAAAGAAAUUGUUAAUGAGCUUAAACUUCAGCGUGAAGUAGAUUUCCAUGAGAAUAUUAUUCGUUUUUUUGGUGUUACGACAGAAUAUCAAAACGGUAAUAAUGAUAAUUCAAAAAAUUAUUGGUUAGUAAUGGAAUAUGCUAAUAAUGGUACUCUUAAAGAGUUUUUGAGGAAACAUUUUAAUAAUCUUACUUGGGGUGAUAAAUUUAAUAUGGCACUUCAGCUGGCUCAUGCUGUAUUAUGCCUCCAUGAUGAAGGAAUCGUUCAUCGUGAUCUGCACUCUAAAAACGUAUUAGUCCAUCAUCGAAAUAAUCGAAAUACCAUAAAGUUGGCUGAUUUUGGGCUAUCAAAAAGAAUUGAUGAAGCAUAUGAAGAAUAUAGGACGCGAUCAAAUUUACUUGGUGUAGUUCCAUAUAUUGAUCCAAAGAAAUUUAAUACACAACCAUAUUCUUUAAAUAAAAAAAGUGAUGUUUAUAGUAUUGGUGUACUUCUGUGGGAGAUAUCAAGUGGUCAGCCGCCUUUUGAAGGAAUGACACGUUAUGGUUUAAUUGUACAAAUUCCACAAGGUCUUAGAGAAACACCUGUUUCUGACACACCUACUGCUUAUGUUAAUCUUUAUACUGAAUGUUGGAAUGGAGAGCCAGAUAAUCGUCCAACCAUCAAACUGAUAGUUGAUGGGUUAAAGGCAUUAAAUAAUAAUCAUAAUAAUUUCAGCAUAAUGGUCGAUGAAAUACUUAAUCUCCCUAAUAAUACAAGGGAUGACGCAGAAAAACAGGAAAUUCUUAAUUAUCUUGAUAAUCAUAAUGUGACUUUAAUAGAAAUUUAUAAUUGGUUAGUGGAUGAUCAGAAUAAUCCAAAUUCUAUUAUUCUGUUUGGAGAUUUUAAUUACUUUGGAAUUGGAACCGAUAUUUAUAAAAUAAAAGCAUUUAAAUUAUAUAAAAGAGCAGCAGAUUUAGGAAAUGCUAAUGGAAUGUAUAAUUUGGGACGUUUUUAUGAAAAUGGAAUUAGAACUAAUAUUGAUAAGAGAAGAGCAUUUGAAUUAUAUCAAAAGGCUGCAGAUUUAGGAAAUGCUAAUGGAAUGUAUAAUUUAGGACGUUUUUAUGAAAAUGGAAUUGGAACUGAUGUUGAUGAAAAAAAAGCAUUUGAAUUAUAUCAAGAGGCAGCAGAUUUAGGAAAUGCAUCUGGAAUAAAUCAUUUAGGAUUUUGUUAUCAACAUGGAAUUGGUACUGAAAUUGAUAGAAAAAAGGCAUUUGAAUUAUAUCAAAAGGCAGCAGAAUUAGGGAAUAUAUCUGGUAUAGUUUAUUUAGGAAAUUGUUAUCGAUGUGGAAUUGGAACUAAUAUUGAUGAAAAAAAGGCAGUUGAAUUACAUCAAAAGGCUGCAGAUUUAAGAAAUGAAUCUGGGAAUAAAUAG
Rhizophagus irregularis DAOM 181602=DAOM 197198 is the source of this 1635-nucleotide messenger RNA. RefSeq lists its product as uncharacterized. Lineage: Eukaryota; Fungi; Glomeromycota; Glomeromycetes; Glomerales; Glomeraceae. Gene Ontology annotation, cellular component: cytoplasm. Gene Ontology annotation, molecular function: protein binding; protein kinase activity; ATP binding. The record is from RefSeq and is a predicted model, not a curated record. Gene Ontology annotation, biological process: signal transduction; protein phosphorylation.